Messenger RNA from Drosophila innubila, 2269 nucleotides. RefSeq names its product sodium-coupled monocarboxylate transporter 2 (gene SLC5A11). NCBI's taxonomy places the organism in Eukaryota, Metazoa, Arthropoda, Insecta, Diptera, Drosophilidae. The transcript is spliced from 8 exons. Gene Ontology annotation, molecular function: symporter activity. Gene Ontology annotation, biological process: transmembrane transport; sodium ion transport. The record is from RefSeq and is a predicted model, not a curated record. The coding region runs from base 381 to 2189 and encodes 602 amino acids. Gene Ontology annotation, cellular component: membrane.
UUUUGGUAUCGUGCGGCGUGCGUACGUUGUUAACGGUUGUUUCUCUCGCUUGUGGGUGACGCGUGUCGCGACUUUAUGCGGUAACAUUUUCGAAUUGACUUACGCAUACGCUGUCGAGUGCCAUAUAUAUACAUAUUACGGUACGGUGUAAACCCAUUCAGCGUCUGAUUCGAAAAUAAUUACAUCUCUCUCACGUCGAACUAAAAUACUCGUAACAACAACAAAUUUUCCACUGGACUGUGUUGAGCUUUUGCGUGUUCCCUUUCGUCUUGCCUUCGCAUUUGACGCACAUUUCUUUUUGUUUUUGUCGGCGUUUUUUCUUCUUUCGUCUUUCGCUUUCGAUUUCCCAGUGAAAUUAAAAAUUAAAAACAACAAUUAACAUGGAAGCGGCGGAUAGCUACAGAUUUGGAAGCAUUGACUAUAUCGUGUUUCUGGGUAUGAUCAUUUUGUCCACAGGCACUGGCAUUUAUUUUGGCUGCAUAAAAAAGAGUAAAAAAUCUAUUGUGGAUGUGGAGCCAACGCUACCCACCUCAAUUAGCACCACAACUACUAGCAGUACGGAGACGCGAAAACAUGACUUUGGUUCGGAGAAGAUGAGCGAAUAUCUGCUGGGAUCGCGACAACUGAAAGUAUUCCCUGUUGCCAUGAGUCUUAUAGCUAGUUAUGUAUCGGGCGUUACAAUACUGGGCACUACAUCCGAGAUAUAUAACUAUGGCACACAGUACUGGUUUAUAGCCAUUGCCAUCAUACUUCAGGGAAUUGCCGUCUCCUACAUCUACAUACCAGUAUUUGCGACUCUUCAAGUCGGCUCUUCAUACGAGUAUCUGGAAAUGCGAUUCCACUCAGUUAUACGUAGCAUAGCUUCAUUUAUGUUCAUUUUGGAUGAGAUACUUUUUUUGCCAUUUGUUGUGUAUGUGCCGGCCAUAGCUUUGAAUCAAGUUUCUGGCAUAAAUUUGCACGUAAUAUCAACGGUGAUUGUAAUCGUGUGUGUUUUCUACACCUUUGUUGGAGGCAUUAAGGCUGUGGUGCAUACGGAUGCCUGGCAAACCCUUGUCAUGUUCCUAUCUGUGGUGGCUGUGGCCGCAUUGGGCACCUAUUAUGCCGAUGGUCUGGACAAACUCUUUGGAGAUGCAGCCAAGGGAGGUCGUCUAAUAUUUUCGAAUGCGGAUCCAUCGCCAUAUGUGAGGCACACUGUCUGGAGUGUGCUUAUUGGCGGCUUCUCCUACUGGACAUCCUUCAAUGCCGUCAAUCAGACCAUGGUGCAGCGUUACAUGUCGUUGCCUUCAUUGAAACAGGCGCGCGCCUCAAUGGCCAUAUUCACAAUUGGAGUGGCUGCCUUUGUUUCCGUCUGCUGCUAUGUGGGAUUGCUGAUCUUUGAAAUGUACCAGGACUGUGAUCCACUGAGUGCAGGUCUUAUCACACACGAUGAUCAAUUACUGCCACUUUAUGUGGUGCAGAGUGUAGGACACAUUCCUGGCAUGUCAGGACUCUUUAUUGCGGGCAUCUUUGGUGCAGCUUUAAGUUCACUAUCCGUGGUAUUGAACUCCACGUCGUUGGUCAUCCUGCAGGACAUUGUGCGCGGCUGCUUCAAGAUGCAGCCAAGUGAGCGCGCCUCCACCGUGCUGGUGAAGACAUCCGUCAUAGUGCUGGGCGUGGUGGCGCUAUCGUUGGUCUUUGUGUUGGAGCAAUUGAGUGGCAUACUGAGCAUCUGCACCUCCAUGACGGCCAUUGCUGCGGGCACCACGUUUGGCCUGUUUACGUUGGGCAUGCUAGUGCCGUGGGCCAACAAUGUUGGGACUGCCGUUGGGGGCAUUGCUGGUGCCUUGCUCGCCGGUUGGAUAUCUUUUGGUACACAGAUUACCAUAGCAGCGGGAGGUCUCAACUCUCAGAAGCUUCAUGUUUCCGUGGAGAAUUGUGCAGCGAAUGUGACUCUGCCCGAAAAUGUUUGGGUGAAUGAGGAGGAGGUGUUUCCAUUGUAUCGUCUUAGCUAUCAUUGGAUCAAUCCGAUUGGUGUGGCAACGGUUAUACUAGUUGGUGCUACCGUCUCACUGUUCACUAAGCCGACAGAGCUAAAGACUCUCGACCCGGAUCUGAUAUCGCCAGUUAUACACAGAUGUCUGCCAAAGGAAUGUUUUGCCAGACGCAACCAUUAUGCGCAGGCGCAAACGAACCUCCUGAAUGGCCAAUAAAUUGGAUGAAUAUGCAGCGAGAGUAAGCUGCAAUUGUACAUAUAGAUACAUGCCUCAAUUUCACAAAACAAAGCAACAAA